GCAACGCACAAUUUCCAAUGCAAAUAGACGCCAGACGUGCCCGGAUUUUAUCUAAAUUGAAAUAAAUAAACUGCUCUUGGUCUACAAUAAGGUUAAUCCAAAGUCAUACGUGGAUAUGGAGGAACGGAUUUUUACCUUGAGUUUGAUGUGUCUCGUGUUUUCAAAGGCCAUGGCCCUGGAUGUGAACAUUGAGAAGGAUGUGUAUGAAGUUGCCAGAGGCAACAAUAUCACACUGCCGUGCACCUUCAAGCCGAAAGACGAGAAGCCCGGUUUGGUUAUUGUCACUUGGACCGCAGAAGGAGCCAAACCUGGGACUCCCGAGUCCCUGGUCCUCACACACUAUUCAACAAAAAGAACAACUGACAUUGCACCCAAGUAUGAAGGUCGGGCGUCACUAGACCAGGACAUUGCCAAAGGAAAGGCAAACCUGAUAUUGUACUCUAUUACACUAGAAGACAACAAGGUGUUUGAGUGUCGUGUUCAAAUCCCAGGGGAUGAUACGGGCAAGCUGGUGGACACCACGCGUCUGGUGGUGAUGGUGGCUCCUUCCAGUCCUAUUUGUAUGAUCCAGGGGGAUGAGGAGUAUGGGCAGAACAUCAACCUGACCUGUGUAUCUGAGGAAGGCUCUCCACCACCCACCUACAAAUGGGAAAGCCGUGAUGUCAGGAAUAUGCCUCGUGUUGCCUUUGCAGACCCCAGGACCACUGACAAGGACGGUAUUCUGUCCCUUUACAAUAUCUCCAGAGAGACAUCAGGAUACUACACGUGUACGUCGAGAAACAAGAUCCGCUCUGUCACAUGCAGCAUCACCCUCAAAGUUAUGCCACCAUCCAUGAACAUUGGCUUCACUGCAGGGAUCAUUGGAGGGGCUGUAGCAGCUUUGGUCAUUCUCGUUAUCAUCAUAUAUUGUUGCUGUUGCCGAAAGAAGAAUGACAACAAGGAAGAGUACACCAUGGGGGUUCGUGAGCCAGGAGCUUUCCCUGACAAAGAACCUGUGGAAAAAGGAGAAAGGCAGGAUAAUGACAGGCAGGAGGAUGUACGGCAUGAUUAUGACAAUGAGAAGGACCCCGCCGACCGCCGCUACCACCAUGAAGAGCGAUCCGAGCGGGAUGUAGACCGCCGCACCGACUACGAUGACCGCCGCAGCGACUACGAUGACCACCGCAGUGACUAUGAUGACCGCCGCAGUGACUAUGAUGACCGCCGCAGCAACCACUCGGACAGGCGUGACAGGUACACCGACCACAGGGAGCGCUACGACGAUGACCACAACUAUGAUAACGACCGCCGCUAUGACGACCGUAGAGAUCGCCGUCACGAUGACCGCUACGAUGAGCCGUAUGAUGAUCGUGAUAGUGGUAGAGCACCAAGUGUGCCAUCCAAUAAGCCAUCAAGAAUGGACUAUGAUGACUAAAAGCUUCCCUAUUUCAUCGGCAACCCUCUUCCUUCCACUUCCUUCUUUUCAUUUCCCCUUUUUUUUCCUAAGUUGUACUGACUAAGAGCUAUAUUUACAUCCAACAGCAAAAGUAAAAAAAAAUUUCUCGCUUUUCACCCCCAAUUGUACCCAUCCAAUUACCCCACUCUUCCGAGCUGUCCCGAUUUCUGCUCCACCCCCUCAGCCGAUCCAGGAGGGCUGCAGACAACCACAGGCCUCCUCCAAUACAUGUGGAGUCGCCGGCUGCUUCUUUUCACCUGACAGUGAGGAGUUUUUCUAGGGGGACGUAGCGCAUGGGAGGAUCACACCA
Messenger RNA from Lampris incognitus (smalleye Pacific opah), 1745 nucleotides. RefSeq names its product cell surface A33 antigen-like. The record is from RefSeq and is a predicted model, not a curated record. Gene Ontology annotation, cellular component: plasma membrane. Lineage: Eukaryota; Metazoa; Chordata; Actinopteri; Lampriformes; Lampridae. Bases 116 to 1414 code for a protein of 432 amino acids. The transcript is spliced from 7 exons.